AUACCACAGAUGACCUAAGACAUGUACACAAGGAGAAACAUGUUUGACGCUUUCAAGGAUCAAAUAUGGGAAGGUAGCUAGCCAUCUGCUUUUCUCCAUGAAAUCAUAUUGAAUCAUAUUAAUCAUACUAGCAAUGGUAAUGUCGUCAUGUAUACUCUCUUCUAUCCUCUCAAUGAAGAGUUGGGACCUCUGAACCCAAACUGGUUUGAGGAACUCACUGCUAAAGCUUCCAGUGGGGAUCGGGGUGAUACAGAGAAAGAGGAUCCCAGCACUGCAAUAUCUUGUGGACAAGAUGGCAGUUUCAAAUCACCGUUGGAAAAAUGUCCCCUGGAUAGUGAUAUGUUCUCUACCCCGACGAUCUUCAGGCAGAGAAGACCACAGUCUGCUGAGACAUUGACAGAAGACAUUUUUUUCCCUGAUCAAGGUAGAGAUAAAUGUACUGUUUGCACUGUUAAAAUAGACUAUUGUAAAUUUUAUCGUUGACAUGACCUACCCUAGCCCAUGACCUACCCUAGCCCUUUAACAUCCAAGGACCUACAUGUUAUGUUCAGAGGUAAAGUGGCUCUGGCAACCAAAACAGACAAAUACUCCAUCUAAAUGUUAAUUGAUUCUCAAUUGCGAUACGGUUCUAGAAACAUAAGCGUUCUACUUUCAUAUCACAUCAAAAUAAUUGUACAAAUGCAUAAAAUACACUUACUGUGUACACUGUUUUAACACAGUUGCGGCCGACAGUAUUUCUCAGUUACAACACUUUUCUGGCGUCCUUCUUCCGUUGCACACAGGUGUUCAGAGAUGCUAGAUAGCUAAUUGGAACCGGUGGGCGCCUCUCUUCCGUAAACCUUAACAUGGAAAUAUUGCUGUGUGGGAAUCGUGUUAAAAAGGUGUGUAGUAAUUUUACAAUUCGAUUUAUGAAAAUAAUUUCUCAAUGAUAUGAAAGUAAAGUUCCAAAGGUUUCCAAAACCGUAUCACAAGUGAGGAUUAUUAACGUGUAGAGACAGCGUCGGGACUGUUGAACAAAUUCCUGCUCCGUCGCCAAUUCUUCAACUGAGAACCCCUCUUUGUUGAACGAGUGCUAGACCUACCUCUAACUAGAAGGCCUAUCUCCUUUUUCCUGAUUGUCUAUGUUAUCCCUGAUUACUUCCCUGCGGAAUGUGUGCACUGAUAUUUCCUGUUUUGCUGCGUAGGAAGCUCUGGAACAGAAAUAACAGACACAAGCCCAUGCUUAUUUGGAAAAUCAAUAGACAGGUGAGAAUGUCUGUCUGUUUGUGCUGAUACGUUGGUAUUUCACAAAUGUGCAAAUCUAAAAGUACACAUUGCUUUGCUGAUGCCUGGAUCCUGAUAUUCUGACCUACGGCUCACAAUGUGAUGUCAGAACACCUGCUCUUGUGAUGGUUGAUGACAUCAGUGGUUCUAUUUUUAGCGAGUCCCCCAGUAAAUCCUGUAGAACAAGGCUGCAUGGAGACAGUUUUGGUAAGCUGACUGGUGACUUUUCAGUAUUGAUCGAUGUUGAUAUUUAUUAUAUUGGUAUUUAUUGUUUUGAUUUUAAAUUUGCACAUUUUAUUUUCUGUCACGUUUACAGGGCUGCUUGACACACCAAAACACUCUGCGGUAGGUGCACCUGUUCUUGGGGAAAUCUUUUAAAAACCAAACUAGUGUUUUAAAAGUUCCAUUAUACAUUUUUUAAAUUAAGAUCAUUUUAUUUCAGCAGGCACACUCUUCCAAACGUAUAUCUGAAAGUCUUGGUGCACAGUUAGACCCUAAUAUGUCCUGGACCAGUUCUCUCAACACACCUGUCAUGUCGCCCACCAUCAUUUUGAGUAAGUAUGAGACUGUAUGAAUUUGGGUUUUUAUUAUAAUGGUAUUUUUACAUUGGUUGUCUAAAAUGGCAUGUCCUCACUCUUUCAGCUAAAAGUGAGGAGCAUAGGCCUAUGUACCCAGUAAGACUUUCUACUGAAGAGCAGGUUAUGGUGAGUAUUCCAUACAAUCCUAGAAAAACUAAUCGCAGGUUAAGCAUAAACAGAUUUUUAUUAUUCUAAUGACGUCUAAUGCUAUUGCCUUGCUUGAAUUUAAAAAACAGUAUUAGAUAAAUAGUACAAUAUUGCUCCAAUACAUUGGUGGCCCCUUGAUUACACUUGGAUAAUCUGCCCAUGCUCAAGGCAUUUAUGUGUAUCAGACUUGUAGAAAAGGAUUUGUCUGCUCUCUCUCAUAUAGUUUGUGCGAAAGCUUUUCCCCUCGGUCUCCAAGGAGUCUGGAAGCACAGUGCUGUCACCAGAACAGAACGAUAGACCUCUCUGUCAACAUAAUGGUGAGUAUUUGUUGAACGGUAACUACAGUAGUAAAUAUUGUAGAAGUUACUCUGCAUAAUAACACUGUAUAACAGAUACAAGUACUGAUCAUUUCUCUGGAAUACCAACAGGACUGGAUUGCCACUUGCCUGGUGUGAUUGAAAUCUCCCCUGGCUCUCAAGACACGUUACCUGUUGACAGUAGCAGCCAUUGUAUGCAGACAUUACCAGAUGCUAUUGAGGGCGGAGAAAUCCGCAGCACAAUGGCCAGUGUUCUAGAUGGAGCUGAGGAUGUCCUCUCCAUAUUCUUCAGCAACAGCAGUUUGGCUUUACGAAGGGUGAAGACCAAGGAGAGAAUCAAAAGGAAGCAAAGCAACUCAACUAAGGAACACGUACCUACUUCUACAAUGGAACAUGACAAAGUAUCCAGUGACAGAGCAGGAGAAUACCAACACACCAGGGCAACCUCUGAGCCCCUUGAGUCCAGGACUGACAUGAAGUCUGGGGAUUUGGGGAUUUCUCAGUGGACUCCAAUAAAUGUACCUGACAUUUCAGACUAUGAUAUGGAUUCAUUUCACCAUGAGGGGUCUUCCUCUACUAAACACAUAAUUCCACAAGAUGAUGUAAGUGAAACGUUCUGUGACUUCACUGGAAGCCAGCAGCCGGAUCGUGGUUCCUCUAAGCAGACUGUCCAGGUGGAGUCUGCCCUUUCCAGAAGAACAGUACCAGGGUCUGUAGUCGAAAGCUCUCUAGAACACACCUUCCCCAGGAAAACAAGGACAUUUGUUUACUGUGUCCAAAAUCCACUUCCGUCAGUGCAAGGAAAAGAUAAUGUUACUUGGAUGUUACCUGCAUCAUCUGGAACUGCUCCCAGAGGUAAGAUUGUAAUCUGGAACUGCUCCCAGAGAUUGUCAUUUAUUUAUAUUUCUCAGUUCAAUGAAAUGAUUUUGCUUCUAUUCUCUUUUAUCAUUUUAGGUGAAAAUCCAAAUGUAAAACAAACCAAUGAAGAUGAGUUUAAUAAUCUUAACAAAACUGCCUUGGAUGGGAAAAAGCCGCUAGUUCAGCAGGAAAGUGCAACUGAAGAAAAUAUUGUUUCACGAGCACCAACCAAAGACCCUGAUCUUGAUAUGUCACAGCUUUGCAGGGCAUUUGCACAAGAUUUUAGCCAAGUAGUUGACUCUAGUAAACCAUGCAGCAAAAGAACAGACUCUAUUAAAAAUGGCUUCUCUGCAUCAGCUUGUCUCUCAGCAAUGAGACUAAGGAACAGAAAAUUGUUAACUCAACUAGAAUGGGGCCAAAAACCUGAACAUCUUAACUCUGGCAUCAGUGAUGAAAUGCAUAUUCCUGGUUCUCAGUUUAGCAACUCUGCAAGCACGUCUAGAAUGGAGAGUGGCUUCCCCCCCUCCACCCUUUCUAAUGUCACACAAACAGAAUCAUCCAACGUUCACCCUAGCUCUGAAAAAAGUUCUGGAAAUCAAUCAUCUAGAGAGUUUAAAACUGGUAACAACUGGAUUAUCUCUUUGCCUCCAGAAGCAAUAAAGAAAGCAAAAGCAUCAUUAGAUGACUUAAUUGAGGAAAAUAUGACUGAUGUCGUUACUGCUGCCAGUGAAGUGAAACCGGUGUUGUCAUGUGUAACAGGGAGCCGACUGUCCACAGAAAUUAAGUUCAUCAGUCCACUCAACGUUGCCAAAAGGUCAAAGCAAACCAGCGUAAAAUUGAAUGGUCAAGUUGUUCAGACCCCUCACAGCGUCAAUGUCUCUGUUUCCUCACUCCCUGGGUCUGGUUUCAAAAUGGCCUCCAAUAAGAAGAUAACAAAUUAUUCAGCAAAUCUGGAGAAAGCCAAGGAUUUGUUCAAGGAGAUUGAGGAUGAAAUACCUGCAGUCAAUAUUCCUGAGAUAAGCCUUCCUGAGGAAGGUAACAUGUCAUGUGGAUUGGAGCUUGUUGAUGGAUCUCAUUUACAACCUCUACCCUAUACACACCAGAGGUCUGUUGAGAGCCAAGGUCUGUUGACAGACUCACAGAGAGCUGAUGUUUCAGAAUUGUGCAGUCUCUUGGAAGCUGCAGACAGCCAAUUUGAGUUCACACAGUUUAAACCAGCAAAGCGGAACUGCUAUGUUCCAGAUGGGAGCCCCCCUCGUCAAUCAUCUGAGAAAGAGUUGGAUCCUGAAUUUCUCACAGGCAUAGAUUUCAAUGACAGUUUUAACUCUGAUGUUGAGAAGCAAUCCGUGAUGAUGGCCACCCCUGACAAAAAGACAACUAUUCCUCAUUGCAAGAAAAUUUGCCAAGUAACAACCACCAAAAUUAAAUCUAGUGGGGCAUCACCCAGCAGUUCAACAGAGAAACCCAAAGAACAUGUUCUCCACAGAAGAGUACUUAACAUUCCCAGUUAUAGCUCUGAAAACAUAGCUGAGAGUUCCUUUGGUUUGUUGACAAAAACCACAAACAAGAACCAUCUGCUUGAUAUGGAAACGAACAUCAGUGGAAUGGAGUCUGAAAGCAAAAAUCUCCCCAAGUUGGAUGUGGGUUUUAAAACUGCUGGAGGAAAUGCUAUGAGAGUUUCAGAGAAGUGUCUGAGCAAAGCAAGGGCCUUGUUUGCAGAUUUGGAGGAAAAUCGUGAGAUGAACACACCCAAAUGUGUAGUAGAAAAUACGGAACAAGUUGAAACCUCACCUGUUCAAUAUAGAGGCGAAGUUGAUACAAAUGUUGAUUCAAAUGUGACACAUUUUCAUGGCCCUGAAAAUAAAGUAGACCUGAAGGAACCACGUGAUGAAUACAUUGACAAGAUUAAAGUGGACUUUACACAUUCUCACAAACAUGGGGAUGGUGGUUUCCAGACAGACGGUGGUAAAGGAGUGACCGUGUCGGCAAAGGCCCUUCAAAAAACAAAUGCAGUCUUCAAAGAUUGUGACGUUAUGGAAAGUUCAGGUUGUGCAUCAGAAAAGCCGAACAAAACAAGUGUAUCAGAGACUGGCAGUAAUAAUUGUGAGAUAAACAAUUGUGGCUUCAGCACUGCUCGGGGGAAGAGAGUUGAUGUUUCUGCAAAAUCUCUACUGAAGGCAAGGACUCUCCUUAAUGACUGUGAUGAAUUGGACAAUUCUAAGCCAGGGAAAAUCCCCAGCUUGAAUGCAAAGAUACCAAGUCAGAAUAUUCAGGAGGAAAGUGACUUUGAUUUUAAGAAACCCAGUAGUGAAGCAGCCUCCAUAUCAUCAAAGAUCCCUUUGACAGCAAAAACUCAGUCUGAUGGAGGUGGCAAUUCACAUGAUGUUCUAUGGGCAAAGAGCAAAAUGCUUGAACCUGAACAUUCUCAAACCCAUGCUAAAGAUCCUUUGAGAAAUGGAUGUGGUUUUAGCACUGCCAGUGGGAAGAGAGUGUCUGUGUCCGAAGGGGCACUGUUGAAAGCACAGGCUCUUCUGAGUGAAUGUAAUGUGGAUGGAGAGGAACUUUCUAUAUCGAAGAACAAGAUCCGAGUAGACCUUCAUACCAUUCAGAAUCCACCACAGAAGCACGGUGGAUUUAAGACUGCGAUUGUCAAAGAAGUAACCGUUUCAACUAAGGCCCUUAAGCAAGCAAAGGCUGUUUUCAACAACUGUGAUUCCAAUAUGGACAGCUUAAUCAGUGCCGAAGCAAAGCGAGGGAAUAUAGACGUAAAGUCUACUGAUGGUCUGAUGAACAAUCCAGGGAAAAGCUAUUGUGCCUUCAUGACAGCUGGUGGAAAGAAAGUGCAUGUCUCUGAAAAAGGUAUUUUGAAGGCAAAGAGCAUUCUGAAUGAAAACCUUGAUAACUGCACAGACUCAAAUGCCAUUGAGGAGGCUUGGUUUUCAGAUGGUAGAUUUCCAUUACUCACCGAAGAUGGUACAGGUGUCAAAGAAGGAGCAAGGAACAAAUCGAAUUCUUCUGACCUCAACGGUGAAGAAGAUAGCUGUGGUUUCAGCACUGCCAGUGGCAAGACUGUGCAUAUGUCCGAUGGGGCACUCCAGAAAGCAAAGUCUAAUCUGAACGAAUGUGAUGUAAUUGAAAAUCCACAACCUGAGAAUAGCCACAAAGUGGAUCUGGAAAAUAUUCUAACAAAGGAAACGCAUGAAAUCUCUCAUGGUAGCACAGCCAGCGGGAAAGGGGUGUCUAUUUCAGAAAAUGCUCUUCAAGAUGUGAAGUCUGUGUACGUUCUGGGUGAGACUGGUAAUGUAAAAGAUUCAGUUGGCAGUAAUCCAAUAGGAAGCCAUUGUGGUUUUAGCACAGCCAGUGGUAAAGGAGUGUCUGUUUCAGAGAAGGCACUUCAAGUAGCAUGUGACAAAUUCAAAGCGUGUGAUGAUACCCUUGCCAGUGAUACUGACCCUCACAAAAGAUCUGAAGAAAAAAGGCCACUGAAGGUCCCUACUCCCCAUAUUCAUGAUCACCGUAUGCCGGUCAAAGCAGUGGGACUGGAGGACCGCGAAGCUAUCCAGACCAUUGUCGGAAUGGCAUGUCAGUCUUCAUCUGCAGCAUGUCAAGCGGAGUCUUCCUUGUUCAAUUUUGAAUCCCUGGGGUUCAGUGGCUGCUCUGUGACCCAGAAGAGGUACUUUGCCCAGGAGGCCAUGGAUUGUACCAAGGCUCUUUUAGAGGACGAAGACUUGACCGAUCAGAGUCCUGGAACUCCAAUCCAAGCUAAGGGGGGUUUUGAGAUGAGAAGUGGAAUCGGGAAAAGGUUGGCAGAGGAUUUAGGGAUGACAGGUAAAAGAACAGAAAUAUGAUCAGAUAUUGUGAUUGGGAGGAGCCUAGAGGAGUAAUGUUAGACAUAAUAACUGUUUUUUCUUGCAUAUGAAAGUUACAGGGUUGUGUGUUUACCAAUAUAAGAAUAUAAUUCUGAAGAAAUUGAUUUACAACAUUGUCCUUAAUGUGAUAUUAUAUUCAAUAGACCAACCUCCUCUGAAAAGAAGACUCUUGGCCGAAUUCGACAGAACUGUGGAUUGUAAUAGACGUUCAACACUCACUCCAGCUAAAAGCAGUGCAGAUGGUAAGACAGUUGACCUUUUCUACAAGUAACAAAAUUCCCAGUACAAUGAAAAUGAACAUUGACAAGAUGGUUCAUCAAUGCAUGUUUGAUUGUUUCAGGUAUAUUUAAAGACAGGAGAGUCUUCCAAUAUAAUGUGGCUCUUCAACCUAAUGUCACCAGGCCGUAUCGGUAGGUAAUCAAUUUAAUACUAGAGGAUAUAUAGUUGUUUUGACAUAGUUCAAACAACAUAUGUAUCUUGAAAUUAUUUAUCAAAUAAAAUGCAUUCAUUCAUUCACCUAGCAUGAAAUCUGUGUGUCAUAGAUUCUCAUCUCCUAUGUUUGUCUUUCCAGCGCUAAGCAGAGUUGUGUGAACACAAGGCUGAAUAAGACCGAGCCACAGAAGACAACAUCAGAUCCAACCGCCGAAGACCGUAAACCAGUUGGCUCCAAGACAGCUGUAUUCGUCCCCCCAUUCCGGAAGAAUGUCAAGCUUGAGCCACAGAAGAGCAGUGGGCCUCAGGACAAGACUAGAGCGCCUGGUGUGUUCGUUCCCCCGUUUAGAAAAUACAACUGUGUAACCAGGAAGGGUUCCUUUAAGCCUUCAGAAGAGAAUCAUUCUCUUCUUCUCUUCAAGACCAGCACAUCUGUUCCACUUCCUGAGUACAACCACAUCCCCAUCACUGACACUGGUAGUGAUAACGCAAAGGAGUCCAUUCAGGAACUGGGCCCAAAAGAUAUUGACAAAACAGACCCAGGCGACGAUAGUGGACAUAGCCUUCCUGUCACCACAGGAGGAGGGGAUGCCACUGCAGAGGAGUAUACCGCAGGUCAGCUAGGCCCUAACAGCAUGGGCACCCUUCUAGCUGUUGUUUAUGGUACAAAUAUCAUCAUUUGUAUGACCUUUUAACCAAUGCAUCUUUGGGAUAUUGUAGACAAUAUUAAGUUUCAACAUGGUGUGACAAUACGUGAUUUUUUAAAAAUGCUAAUCAAUUCAAUGGCUUGGGACUAAAUGUGUGUACUGAAUCAGAAAGCAAUUAACAAGAAAGCAUUUUAAUCGGGACUGAUGAAUUGUAACCGAUGUUCAUUUAUCAGGAGUCGACUUAAUGUGAAAAAAUAAUGUGUGUGUGCAGAUACAGAGUGCCUGCAGCUGGCCCGAGACAUGCAGGACAUGAGGAUCAGGAAGAAGAAGCGGCAGACCAUUAGACCUCUCCCUGGCAGCCUGUACCUCGCCAAGACAUCUGGGGUGGCCAGGCUGACCCUCAGGGAGGCCGUUGGAGGUUGGCACCCUGUACAACACACACACAAUCAGGUACUGUAACUAACACACACAAACAUAUACUGAAACACACAGGUACUGUAACCUACACAUACAAACAUAUACUGAAACACACAGACAAACUGGUAGUGGAACACAGACUGACAAACAGGUCCUAGAACACACACACACAAACAGGUGUUGUUACACACACACACACAGACAGAUACUGUAACACAGACAGACAAACAGGUACUGGAUUGGUAGAGGUGGAACAGGGCUUUUGAAGUCUGAUUUAGAAUAUGAACAGUGGUGGGGGGCUGGGGGCUUUCCUGUUGAACUUGUUAAGUGUGAUGUUUUUUGGGGGGUAAUGACUGAUGUCCAAUCCUCGUUGUGGAUAUCACUCAGCUGUAUAAUAUAAUAAUAUAAUAAUAUGACGUAGCUGUAUGGCUACGGAGUGCACCGGCAUGUUUCGGAGAUCAGCAGUGAGAGUGCCGAGGCGUUCCGCUUUGUCUGCCGACACUUCUUCAGACCCGAGGCGUUUGUAGAGGGGCGCGUUCAGCUGGCCGACGGGGGCUGGCUCAUACCUCACAACGAUGGAACUGCAGGGAAACAGGAGUUCCACAGGUAAGGUUUUAUUGAUUGUUUGGGACACAAAGCAUUCAUUCCAACUGAUGUUAUUUUUCAACUUUGCCAUUUAUUCCCUUGAACACAUGUUGUUAUUAUUAAUUUGGAUGAAUGUAUGUAUAUCACAGGUACAGUUGAAGUUGGAAGUUUACAUACGCCUUAGCCAAAUACAAUUCCUGACAUUUAAUCCUAGUAAAGAUUCCCUGUCUUAGGUCAGUUAGGAUCACCACUUUAUUUUAAGAAUGUGAAAUGUCAGAAUAAUAGUAGAGAAUGAUUUCUUUCAGCUUUUAUUUCUUUCAUCACAUUCCCAGUGGGUCAGAAGUUUACAUACACUCAAUUAGUAUUUGGUAACAUUGCCUUUAAAUUGUUUAACGUGGGUCAAACGUUUCAGGUAGCCUUCCACAAGCUUCCCACAAUAAUUUGGGUGAAUUUUGGCCCAUUCCUCCUAACAGAGCUGGUGUAACUGAGUCAGGUUUGUAGGCCUCCUUGCUCGCACACUCUUUUUCAGUUCUGCCCACACAUUUUAUAUAGGAUUGAGGUCAGGGCUUUGUGAUGGCCACUCCAAUACCUUGAAUUUGUUGUCCUUAAGCCAUUUUGCCACAACUUUAGAAGUAUGCUUGGGGUCAUUGUCCAUUUGGAAGACCCAUUUGCGACCAAGCUUUAACUUCCUGACUGAUGUCUUGAGAUGUUGCUUCGAUAUAUCCACAUAAUUUUCCUUCCUCAUGAUGCCAUCUAUUUUGUGAAGUGCACCAGUCCCUCCUGCAGCAAAGCACCCCCACAGCAUGAUGCUGCUACCCCCGUGCUUCACGGUUGGGAUGGUGUUCUUCGGCUUACAAGCAUUCCCCCUUUUUCCUCCAAACAUUACGAUGGUCAUUGUGGCCAAACAGUUAUAUUUUUGUUUCAUCAGACCAGAGGACAUUUCUCCAAAAAGUACGAUCUUUGUCCCCAUGUGCAGUUGCAAUCUGUAGUUUGUCUUUUUUAUGGCGGUUUUGGAGCAGUGGCUUCUUCCUUGUUGAGCGGCCUUUCAGGUUUAAUUAAACCGCCUCUUCUCCAGAGCGUUGUGUGACAGCCCUGGUGUUGACCCCAAGCUGAUCACUGAGGACUGGGUGUUCAACCACUACCGCUGGGUGGUGUGGAAACGGGCCUGCAUGGAGAGGGCAUUCCCAGAAGUGAUGGGCAGCCUCUGUCUCACACCGGAACAGGUGCUCCUACAACUGAAAUACAGGUACGGCAGCAACCAGCAAGUUAUCUCUGGUCCAGGGCGUUGGUGCGCUUUCCUUCAAUACAGGGCGAUAGUCCAGGCUCUGUCGUAGCCGGCCGCGACCGGGAGACCCAUGGGGCGGCGCACAAUUGGCCCAGCGUCGUCCAGGGUAGGGGAGGGAAUGGCCGGCAGGGGAUGUAGCUCAGUUGGUAGAGCAUGGCGUUUGCAACGCCAGGGUUGUGGGUUCGAUAAAAUAAUGUAUGUGCUAACUGUAAUUCGCUCUGGAUAAGAGCGUCUGCUAAAUGACGUAAAUGUAAAAUGUAAAUGUAGUAGAGGAACGCGCACUAAUGCCCUGGACCAGAGCUACCAGCAAGUAACCUCUUACUGCCUAAGAACAUUAAAAUGAUGUUGGAUAAAGGUUGUGUAUGUGUUUUGUGUUAUAUACAUGCCUAUUCAGCCUUUUUCGUGACCAGGAUAUUUCAAUUUUUUUAUAUGGCGAUAUUUCAAUGUUUUUAUAUGGCGAACACAUAACGUACAGUGCAGUGAGGUUAAAGAGAGACUUGCAUACAUAAACUGCAGACAAAACAAAUUAUUGUGGGUACUAAAUGUAACACACGUAUUUGGGUGUUUGCCACAUAUGUGGCACUGGACCACAGCAACAAGUAGCAAGGUUAUUGAAGAACGUGUGUGUGUGUGUGUCAGGUACGACUUGGAGGUGGACCACAGCAGGAGGUCAGCUCUGAGGAAGAUCAUGGAGAGAGACGACUCUGCAGUCAAGACCAUGGUGCUCUGUGUGUGUGGUGUUGUCACCAAAGGCCAUAACCCAACAAGGUGAAUCAGAGUAGAAAAAUAAAAUACUUUGUUCAACAUGUUCAGUUUGCCAAAAUAAGUCGAUUUCCUUAUUCAAGAUUGACUUCAUAUAGAUCUGUUGAAAUUGUUCUGUUAUUUAUUGGUUAUAACCUCAGUUCUAUUAAGGUCGAGAAGGAAAUGCAACACACAGCUAUGGAGCAUGCUUCCCCAUAAGUGUGUUGUAUUUUAGUAAGCCGACUGAAAGAGAACCCUUUGUGCAUCACACAGGCAGACCUGGAGUGAGACCAAGACCAAAACACCCGGGAGCGCCACAGGGUCUAAAGCGGAGCCGUCCCCUGUAGGUUUGAUCUGGCUGACGGACGGCUGGUACGCAAUCAAGGCCCAGCUGGACGUCCCACUGACCACCAUGCUCCACCGGGGCCGCCUGGCGAUUGGGGGGAAGGUGCUGGUCCACGGGGCCAAGCUGGUGGGAUCUCAGGACGCCUGCUCCCCACUAGAGGCUCCCGACUCCCUCAUGCUGAAGGUAAGAACUGGGUCGUGUUCAUUAGGCACCAACUGGAAGAAAGGGGACUGAAACUGGGAGGAACUACUUGCACUUGUCUAAUAAGAAACGCUGUUUUCCAUUGCGUGCCCUAAUUAACUCAAAUGUAAAUGUAUGACGACAAUAUAGCCAAAUGGGCUUAGAAGACACUCAAUAUUCAGGUUGAUAUAUUUCAACUACAUAUUACUGCAUGUAAAUGCACUGUAAAUUCGUAUAGAAUUCAGUCUGACUGCUUCCAGUAGGGCUGGUAUGGUAAUUGUCUAAUCGUGUAACCGACGAUUAUGGAUGAAGACGUCAUGAAAAUAAAAUAACCAUCAUAACGUUUUUCUUCAACAAAAAAUAAAUAAUGUUUUUAUCAACUUCAUAUUCAAGUCGACAAACUUUACCCAAAAGCGGCAAAGUUAAAAGUAAGCCUGGUUUACAUCUAACAGACGAUUUUAUAAGGCGAGACGAGAUGAGGCAAAACUAUCCAGUUUUAGAAUUAGGUGUUGGUGAAGAAACAGCUGACUGAAGACAGGACGGCCAGGCAUUCAAAAAGAUGACACGUGCGGUUGUCUGUUUCCACGGUAACAUGGUUUCUUUACAACGUGAUGAAUCUUUGUUGCUCCUUGUUUUAGCAAGGUGUUGUAGCAAACAAGUCUUUGGUUGCCUAGGCAACACCCCCUCCCUGCAGCAGGACAUGCAGUCAGGAGCGGAGGAGAGUAGAAAAUGUGUGUAAACCAGGCUUACUUUGUUGAUAAAAAAAUAAAUAAUAAUAAUUGCUAUUUGAACGAUUUUAUUACGGUGACCACGGUCAUUUAGCUGACAAAUAAGUCAUCCAAAAUUCCAGAACUGUCACAGCCCUAGCUACCAGUAACAGCUAGUACUACUAUUAUGACUGUAAGUCGCUUUGGAUAAAAGCGUCUGCUAAAUGGCAUAUUAUAUUAUAUAUUAUGCUACGGAUUUUCCAGGGUCAUUUUCAGUAGGGCACACUAGAGCCCUGCACAUGCAUGAUUUUUAAGCCCGAGCCCUACCCAUGGCAGCAACGUUCAGGCCCGACCCAGGCCCAAUUGCUUCUGCCACAUUUAAGGCCUUGCCCCGAAAUCAGAAAUAACUUCCUCCAUUAGUAAAUCCAUUAGCAGCUGCUCGUCUGUCACUCGCUCCCUCCACGCAGCUCGCUCUGCAUGCUCUCUGCUCAUGGAGGCUUGGAGUCUGAGUAUCCAUAGCAACGGCACCACUGGGGCUGCUCUGCUCAAUGACAAGACAUGAGAGCAGUUAGCUGUUAGCUACCUUUCCUCACUCUAAAAUCUGACAACUCAAGGAGCGUUAUUAUUUUCUGUGAAAUAAUCUCUCCUGUCUUAUAAUGUAUUUGAGGAGGUUGAAGCCUUUCUGACACCAUGUUAUGAUCUUAGUCAGAUAUGACUGUACUGUGCAGCAGAGCAUGAGCAAAUGGCUCCGCUGCAAAAUGUUAGUGAUCAAUUUAGUGAUACCCGAGCCCUGCCUAGUUAUUAAUGCAAAAACAGGCCCUACCUGGCCUUAACCCGAUGUAUAAUGUCGGGCUCGGUUUGAGUAGCAGAGCUCUAGAGCAUACUGUAGCAAAACAUUUUGCCACUGCAAUCGGCGUAUGCACUCUAGAGACCCCAAUGGUCUAGCAACAAGUUGGGUUGUAGGUUGCAGCCACCCUCCGCAGCCUGUAUUUUCCUUGAACAGUGUUUCAUUUGGGAUUGGGCGUAAACUAAAGCAAAAAAAUUUUUGUAUUUUUGUUUUGUUUGAGCAGCGAUUUUGUAAGCAAUUGGCUGCAGCUACCUACCUCCGGGGACAAAAGCAGUUGAUAGGCUACAGGAGGCAGCUACAGUGAGGGGGAAAAGGUAUUUGAUCCCCUGCUGAUUUUGUAUGUUUGCCCACUGACAAAGAAAUGAUCAGUCUAUAAUUUUAAUGGUAGAUUUAUUUGAACAGUGAGAGACAGAAAAACAACAAAAAAAUCCAGAAAAACGCAUGUCAUAAAUGUUAUAAAUUGAUUUGCAUUUUAAUGAGGGAAAUAAGUAUUUGACCCCCUCUCAAUCGGAAAGAUUUCUGGCUCCCAGGUGUCUUUUAUACAGGUAACGAGCUGAGAUUAGGAGCACACUCUUAAAGGGAGUGCUCCUAAUCUCAGCUUGUUACCGGUAUAAAAGACACCUGUCCACAGAAGCAAUCAAUCAAUCAGAUUCCAAACUCUCCACCAUGGCCAAGACCAAAGAGCUCUCCAAGGAUGUCAGGGAUAAGAUUGUAGACCUACACAAGGCUGGAAUGGGCUACAAGACCAUCGCCAAGCAGCUUGGUGAGAAGGUGACAACAGUUGAUUAUUUGCAAAUGGAAGAAACACAAAAUAACUGUCAAUCUCCCUCGGACUGGGGCUCCAUGCAAGAUAUCACCUCGUGGAGUUGCAAUGAUCAAGAGAACGGUGAGGAAUCAGCCCAGAACUACACGGGAGGAUCUUGUCAAUGAUCUCAAGGCAGCUGGGACCAUAGUCACCAAGAAAACAAUUGGUAACACACUACGCCGUGAAGGACUGAAAUCCUGCAGCGCCCGCAAGGUCCCCCUGCUCAAGAAAGCACAUAUACAGGGCCUUCUGAAGUUUGCCAAUGAACAUCUGAAUGAUUCAGAGGAGAACUGGGUUGAAAGUGUUGUGGUCAGAUGAGACCAAACUCGAGCUCUUUGGCAUCAACUCAACUCGCCGUGUUUGGAGGAGGAGGAAUGCUGCCUAUGACCCCAAGAACACCAUCCCCACCGUCAAACAUGGAGGUGGAAACAUUAUGCUUUGGGGGUGUUUUUCUGCUAAGGGGACAGGACAACUUCACCGCAUCAAAGGGACGAUGGACGGGGCCAUGUACCGUCAAAUCUUGGGUGAGAACCUCCUUCCCUCAGCCAGGGCAUUGAAAAUGGGUCGUGGAUGGGUAUUCCAGCAUGACAAUGACCCAAAACACACGGCAAAGGCAACAAAGGAGUGGCUCAAGAAGAAGCACAUUAAGGUCCUGGAGUGGCCUAGCCAGUCUCCAGACCUUAAUCCCAUAGAAAAUCUGUGGAGGGAGCUGAAGGUUCGAGUUGCCAAACGUCAGCCUCGAAACCUUAAUGACUUGGAGAAGAUCUGCAAAGAGGAGUGGGACAAGAUCCCUCCUGAGAUGUGUGCAAACCUGGUGGCCAACUACAAGAAACGUCUGACCUCUGUGAUUGCCACCAAGGGUUUUGCCACCAAGUACUAAGUCUUGUUUUGCAGAGGGGUCGAAUACUUAUUUCCCUCAUUAAAAUGGAAAUCAAUUUAUAACAUUUUUGAAAUGCGUUUUUCUGGAUUUUUUUGUUGUUAUUCCGUCUCUCACUGUUCAAAUAAACCUACCAUUAAAAUUAUAGACGGAUCAUGUCUUUGUCAGUGGGCAAACGUACAAAAUCAGCAGGGGAUCAAAUACUUUUUCCCCUCACUGUAUAAGAUAAUGAAUUUAACUGUUUGGAAGUGUUUCUUAUUGGAUAAGUUCCGAUGGUACCUCCCCAUUUCACUCUGUUUUGGACCUAUUUCUUCUGUUUCGUGCCUAAUGAACACGACCCUGAUGUAUCUGGUUUCAGAUUGGGGCCAACGGCACCAGAGCAGCGCGUUGGGACACUAGGCUAGGGUUCUACCGCGACCCUAGACCGUUCCUCCUCCCGCUCUCCUCCCUCUACAGCAACGGAGGCCCCGUGGGCUGUGUGGACAUUGUGGUGCUGAGGAGCUACCCUACCCAGGUGCGUUUCACGGUACACGUUAGCUCUGGUCCAGUGUGUGCGUUUACCAUUUAGUGGAGGAACAUGCACUUACGACCUGAACCGGAGCUAGGUACACAUCAUCCACUUAAUGAAUCCCCUAAGCAGGCAUUGCUAGGACCAGGAGUUUUCCCCAGACCACGUAACCUGAACAGGAAAAACUCUGGACCCCUAGCUGUGAGUGGUGUAUUUUGAGAGGGCGCGUUUUAUAUGUAUAACUUAGGCCCAUGUAACACUCCUGGCCCUUGAUGAGAGGUUUAUUCAGAGAGGUUGUGUGUCCCUCCAGUGGAUGGCAAAGAAGCCGGACGGAGGGUUUGUGUUCCGCUCGGGCCGUGCCGAGGAGAGGGAGGCGCAGCGGCAUGGCGACACCAAACACCGAGCCAUGGAGAUCCUGUUCGCCAAGAUCCAGGCCCAGUUUGAGAAGGAGGAGGACGGUAGGAAAUCCUAGUCCAUAAGGAAUAGGGUGCCCCUGUCACUGUCUAUUAGGGUUUGUUGAGGUUAGAUAAGGUCUGUCAAUCAUAUUACCAGUUUAAUUUACUGCAACCUUUUGGUUUGAUUUAGCCUAUAGACUUGUUCAGGUUCCUAUAUUUCAACUACAAAUUAUUUUAAUGUUCCUGCAUGUAUUAUGUAUUGCAAAUUCUUAUAGAAUUUUGUCUGACUGUGCUAUCAAUAACAGCUACUACUUCCUACUAUUACUACUAAUCUUCCAGAGUCAUUUUCAGUAGGGCACACUAUAGCAAAACAUUUAGCCAUGUAAAUCUGUGUAAGUUCAGGUCACGCCUCCCGUUUUACUCAGUUUCAAAACCUUUUCCGCCUACUGAAUAUGACCCAGCAGUUUGUGGUAAAACCAGAGGCCGAAGGCGGACCCUGCGUGGUGGAGACAUUGAGACACUGCUGGACGGGGAGGAGCUGUACGACGCGGUGGAGAAUGACCCAGUUUAUCUGGAGGUGACCAUAAUCACCCUGUCCAAAUCAGUUUGAUCAACAUUGGUUUAAGUAAAGCAUCAGCCUAAUGGGCCCUGGUUAAAAGUAGUGCACUAAAUAUAGAAUAGGGUGCCAUUUGGGACAUAUCAGCUGCUAGGAAGGAGUUUUAGUUAUGGUUAAGGAUACAUGACUGAUUUGAUAUUAUGCUUUAUUUAAAUCCCACCAAUGUUGAUCAAACUGAUUUUGGUUUGAUGGAUGUCCAAAACAAGUGUAAAAAAACAGACAACCAGCCAUGAUUCUAGAGUGCAUGAACAAGAUGUCUGAUGUUGACAAAACUUGUGUCAAUAUAUCCUCAUAACAGUUGAGCAAAACAAUAAUUUCAUUAAUUUAUUUAUACAGUUAAAAACAUAAAUUGGGAACUUGAGCCCUUCUUUGUAGACCUACUCUCUUUCAUAUUGUUUUGUGCUAGGGCCGUCUGAGUGAGCAGCAAUGGGAGGCGUUGAACAACUACAGGCGUUGUGUUGGUGAGAGGAGGCAGGCCGCGCUGCAGGAGCGGUUCCGCCAGGCUCUGGAGGGCGCCCAGGAGGGCGAGGGCGGGAGCUGUCCCAACCGAGACGUGACCCCCAUCUGGAAGCUCUGCGUCGCUGACUCCAGGGCCAAGCUGGGCAGCAAUGGUAUGUAUGGAUCUUUGUAUAUCAAUCAGGGAUGUAGUGGAACCUUUUUUUCAAACUUUGUUCAGACAAAGGAGAAAGUACAAGGGAGACAGAUAUGGGACAAGAGGGAAAGUUAGGUUGACACAGGGAUUGAACCCUCCGAAGGGGUAGUAGACCGUCCUUGUUUAGUUCUUGGUUCCUCACCCAACACCCUCCUCCUUCCCCCAGUGUACCUGUUGAAUAUCUGGCGCCCCUCCAUGGAUCUGCAGUCCUUGCUGAAGGAGGGCUGUCGAUACAAGGCCUACCAACUCUCCACGUCGGAGGGCAAGAAACGAGCCGGUAACACCUCCAUUCAGCUCACAGCCACCAAGAAAACCCAGUUCCAGAAUUUACAGGUAACACUGAACUUAUACGACACAGAAGUGUGCGAAUACGAAUGUAAAUUCUAAAAUGAUCUUUCCCAAUCUCAAAUCAACCCUAAACUAUACCCUAGGCACUUGUGUAUACACUCACCGGCCAUUUUAGAAGGUACACCCAUCAAGUAUCGGGUCGGACCCACCCUUUGCCUCCAGAACAGCCUGAAUUCUUUGUGGCAUGGAUUCUACAAUGUGUUGGAAACAUUCGUUGCUCAAUUGGUAUCAAGGGACCUAACGUGUGCCAGGAAAACAUUCCCCACACCAGUACACCACCGCCUGCACCAGACAGGAUGGGUCCAAAUCCGUACUCUGCCGUUAGUAUGAUGGAACAGGAACCGCGAUUCGUCAGACCAGGCGAUGUUUUUCCACACCUCAAUUGUCCAGUGUUGGUGAUCGCGUGCUCGCUGGAGCCGCUUCUUGUUUUUAGCUGAUAGGAGUGGAACCCGGUGUGGUCUUCUGCUGCAGUAGUCCAUCCGUGACAAGGACUGACGAGUUGCGUCUUCCGAGAUGCCGUUCUGCACACCACUGUUGUCUGUCUGUUUGGGGCCCGCCUGUUAACUUGCACGAGUCUUGCCAUUCUCCUUCGACCUCUCAUCAACAAGCUGUUUUUGCCCACAGGACUGCCACUGACUGAAUGUUUUUUUUUGUUUGUUGCACCAUUCUCAGGAAAUCCUAGACACGGUCGUGCGUGAAAAGCCCAGGAGGGCGGCCAUUUCUAACGAUCAAUCGAACAGUAACUGAAUCCUCGAUGCCUGUCUGCCUGCUUUAUAUAGCAAGCCAAGGCCACGUGACUCACUGUCGUGAACGGGGUGGUGUAUGUAAUAAACUGGCCAGUGAGUGUAAUAAACUGGCCAGGAAGUAUUCACACCCCUUGACUUUUUCCACAUUUUGUUGUUCCAAAGUGGGAGUAAGUCUCUAAGCUUUCCAUUUUUUUACAUUUUACAUUUUAGUCAUUUAGCAGACGCCAUUAUCCAGAGCGACUUACAGUUAGUGAGUGCAUACAUUAUUUUUUCAUACUGGCCCCCCGUGGGAAUCUAACCCACAACCCUGGCGUUGCAAACGCCAUGCUCUACCAACUGAGCUACAUCCCUGCCGGCCAUUCCCUCCCCUACCCUGGACGACGCUGGGCCAAUUGUGCGCCGCCCCAUGGGUCUCCCGGUCGCGGCCGGCUACGACAGAGCCUAGAUUCGAACCAGGAUCUCUAGUAGACCACUGCGCCACUCGGGAGAUCCUGGUUCGAAUCCAGGCUCUGGACAACCAUUUUCAGAUCUUGCCAUAGAUUUAAGUCAAACACAUUGUAGAAGUCUAGCAGAUUUUAAGUCAAAGCUGUAACUCGGCCACUCAGGAACAUUCACGGUCUUCUUGGUAAGCAACUCCAGUGUAGAUUUGGCCUUGUGUUUUAGGUUAUUGUCCUGCUGAAAGGUGAAUUCAUCUCCCAGUGUCUGGUGGAAAGCAGACUGAACCAGAUUUUCCUCUAGGAUUUUGCCUGUGCUUAGCUCCAUUCCGUUCCUUUUUUAUCCUGACAAACUCCCCAGUCCUUAAUGAUUACAAGCAUAUAUAUAACAUGAUGCAGCCACCACUAUGCUUGAAAAUAUGGAGAGUGGUACUGACUGUGUUGUAUUAGAUUUGGCCGAAACACAACACUUUCAAUUUCAGGACAAAAUGUUAAUAUCUUUGCCACAUUUUUUGCAGUAUUACUUCAGUGCCUUGUUGCAAACAGGAUGCAUGUUUUGGAAUAUUUUUAUUCUUUACAGGCUUCCUUUUCACUCUGUCAAUUAGGUUAGUAUUGUGGAGUAACUACAAUGUUAAUCCAUCCUAGUUAUUCCCCUAUCACAGCCAUUAAACUCUGUUUUAAACUCACCAUUGGCCUCAUGGUGAAAUCCCUGAGCGGUUUCUUCCGGCAACGGAGUUAGGAAGGACACCUAUCUUUUUAGUGACUGGGUGUAUUGAUGCACCAUCCAAAUUGUAGUUAAUAAUUUUACCAUGCGCAAAGGGAUAUUCAAUGUCUUUAAAAAUAUAAAUAUAUAUAUAUAUAUAUAUAUAUAUAUAAAUUAUUAUUUUUACCAAUCUACCAAUAGGUGCCCUUUUGAGGCAUUGGAAAACCUCCCUGGUCUUUGUGGUUGAAUAUGUGUUUGAAAUUCACUAUAUGUGUGGGGGGUACAGAGAUGAGGUAGUCAUUCAAAAAUCAUGUUAAACGUGCAACUUAUUAUGUGACUUGUUAAACAAAUGUUUACUCCUGAACUCAUAUAGGCUUGCCAUAACAAAGGGGUUGAAUACUUAUUGACUCAACGCAUUUGAGCUUUUCAUUUGUAAAUAUAAAAAAUAAAAAAAACAUAAUUCUACUUUGAAAUGAUGGGGUAUUGUGUGUAGGCCAGUGACAAAUCUCAAUUUAAUCCAUUUUGAAUUCAGCCUGUAACACAACAAAAUGUGGAAAAAGUUCAAGGGGUGUGAAUACUUUAAGGUCCUCAAAAGUGCCUAGGGGCAAGGGUUUUAGGGAUAGAUUUGGAAUGGGUUGUUUCGUGUCAUUGUCUCCAUCACCCAGGCUUCUGCAGGGUGGUUGUGUGAGCGUUUCCAAGCCCGAGAGGCGGUCGGCUUUCGCGUUCUCCUGAACCUGGACUUUCAGCCACUCUGUGGAGAGGUGGAUCUGGUGGGCUACGUCAUCUCCAUCACAGACAGACAAGGUGGGCUGGGUCCUGUUCAUUAGGGCACACAACUGAAAAUGUUUUGAAAUGUUUUGCAACGAAAAUGAGCGUUUCUUAUAGUCCCACCAGUCCCUCCCUGUUUCAGUCCGUUUUCUUAUUUCUGGUUCCUGAUGGACACGACCCUGUUUGGUCUGUAAAGAGUUGUUCAGUUCUCAACUGGGUUAUUCAGUUCAAUUGAUUUUAUUCAUCCCCCAAGGGGCAAUUAUAGCUGGGCUUAAAAAGUGACAGGCAGACUAAAUAUAACAAUAGGACAAAUCAGACCUGGGUUCAAAUGCAUGCAUAUUUAAAGAUCCAAAUGCAGCCUUUUUUUAUAUCAAAUAAUUUUUGGGUAACAAUGAAGUACCUUAAUGUGAUUGUUUUGAAUUAAAAUGGUCAAAAGCAACAAAUAGCUUUUUAGCAAAGAGCAAUUUCUCAAGCAAGAAUUUUGGUAGGACUGUCUGGGAGUGGUCUGAGUGGGCAGGGGAAAACUGAAAACUAGCUGUUAUUGGCAGAGAUGUUUGGAACUCUCUUAUUGGACUAUUAACUAAUUUACUGCCUGGUGAUGUCAGCAGGCCGGCCAAAACUCCAUCCCACCAAGACAGGCUAACAUUUCACAGCUCUUAAUCUAAAAAGGCAUCGUCAUCAUUUCACAGUAUUAUUGUUAAUAUAAUAUAAUAAUAUAAUUAGUAUUAUUGCAACCUCAUAGUGUGGAAAUAUAUGUAAAACACAGGAAAAUCACGUUUUUUAAUGCACUGGGCCUUUACGUACUUACGUAUUUUAAAUGCACUUUUCUGUGUGUUUGAGUAUUUUAAAAUGUUUAGAAUAGAAUUAGUUGUAAAUACAAGCCAAUACUUUCAAUGUGUUUUUUUCCAAACACAUUCCAAUGUUCAUCUACUUGUAUUUUCAAAUAAACUUUGUCUAAAUACUUACUUCAAAAUGUAUUUUAAGGUAAUUUAAAUAAAUAGUAUUUGAACAGAGGUCUGGGAUAAAUACAUAACCAACAACAUAUGGCAUAUCAAGACAGAACAGAUACACACUUCAGGAAUGAAGUCCAGCAAUGUGGCAAGGCUGUGGAUAGGACUAACUCCAUUGACAUGCUGUGCCUGCAGGUCAUUCUCCAGUGGUGUAUCUAGUGGAUGGCCGGCUGGACUUUGUCAAGGUGCGCUGCUGCAGCAGUCUGGUCCAGCAGGGCUUGGAGGAGCUGGUCAAGCCUCUGGCUCUGGUGGCCCUCAGUAACCUUCAGCUCAGAGCCCAGCGCUCCUCCUCCCCCAUCCGCAGCGCCAUCCCUGGCCUAUACGCUGGAGAUCUGGCCGUGUUUUCCACCAACCCUAAGGAGCCACAUCUACAGGAGGCUGCCGCUGAACUCAGGACCCUUGUCCAGGUAGCUAGGGAUUGAGGGCGUUUGAAGGUUUCGAAAUGUUACAAUCAAACCUGGAGUGGGAUAGUGACAGAAAAUAUGUUAUACAGGGAAAUUGGCUACCUUAUUCCUGUGAGGUCAAUAUUUGUCUUCCUCGUUGCCACUGAUUUGAGGAUAUUUGCAACAAACUGAUGUGUGUGUUUUGAGCAGGGCCAGGAACACUUCUUCAGGACUGCAGAGGAGAGGUUAUCUAACUUAGUCCAGGGCUCUGUCCCGUGUCCUGCUCCGCCGCCAAGGACUCCAGGCUCGAAAGCAGAUGCCAAACCAGAUGAAAGGACUACCGUGAGUUUUUGUUGGUUGCCCAAUCAGACAACUAUUCUGGUGAAGCUGGAAUGUACAUUCCUAUGUACACAACACAAGUCUGUAUCAAUGUUAUUCACCACUACACAUCAAGUCACAUCUACACAUGGCCUAUUGUACAUUAAAUUAACAAAGAGUGUGUGUCAGGGUUCACACAAGGUGCUUGAGGUGCUUAAAGUACUUGAAUUUGUCACUCUGAAAUUCAAAUACUGGAAUACCUUGAAAAUCAGACAUUUUCUCAAGUUGGUACUUUAAUUUAAAUGCGUUUGAGCCAAUCAGUUGUGUUGUGACAAGGUAUACAGAAUAUAGCCCUAUUUGGUAAAAGACCAAGUCCAUAUUAUGACAAGAACAGCUCAAAUCUGCAAAUAGAAACGACAGUCCAUCGUUACUUUAAGACAUGAAGGUCAGUCAAUACGGAAAAUGUCAAGAACUUUGAAAGUUUCUUCAAGUGCAGUUGCAAAAACCAUCAAGCGCUUUGAUGAAACUGGCUCUCAUGAGGACCACCACAGUAAUGGAAGACCCAUAUUGACCUCUGCUGCAGAGGAUAAGUUCAUUAGAGUUACCAGCCUCAGAAAUUGCAGCCCAAAUAAAUGCUUCCGAGUUCAAGUCACAGACACAUCUCAACAUCAACUGUUCAGAGGGGACUAUGUGAAUCAGGCCUUCAUGGUCGAAUUGCUGCAAAGAAACCACUACUAAAGGACAGCAAUAAGAGGAAGAGACCUGCUUGGGCCAAGAAACACGAGCAAUGGACAUUAGACCGGUGGAAAUCUGUCCUUUGAUCUGGAGUACAAAUCUGAGAUUUUUCGUUCCAACCGCCAUGUCUUCGUGGGUGAACGGAUGAUCUCUGCAUGUGUAGUUCCCACCGUAAAGCAUGGAGGAGGAGGUGUAAUGGUGUGGGGGUGCUUUGCUGGUGACGCUGUCUGUGAUUUUAUUUAGAAUUCAAGGCACACUUAACCAGCAUGGCUACCACAGCAUUCUGCAUCGAUACGCCAUCCCAUCUGGUUUGGGCUUAGUAGAACUAUCAUUUGUUUUUCAACAGGACAAUGACUCAACACACCUCCAGGCUGUGUAAGGGCUAUCUGACAAAGAAGGAGAGUGAUGGAGUGCUGCAUCAGAUGACCUGGCCUCCACAAUCCCCCGACCUCAACCCAAUUGAGAUGGUUUGGGAUGAGUCGGACGGCAGAGUGAAGGAAAAGCAUCGGACAAGUGCUAAGCAUAUGUGGCAACUCCUUCAAGACUGUUGGAAAAGCAUUCCUGGUGAAGCUGGUUGAGAGAAUGCCAAGAGUGUGCAAAGCUGUCAUCAAUGCAAAAUAUAUUUUGAUUUGUUUAACACUUUUUUUGGUUACUACAUGAUUCCAUAUGUGUUAUUUCAUAGUUUUGAUGUCUUCACUAUUAUUCUACAAUGUAGAAAAUAGUAAAAAUAAAGAAAAACCCUUGAAUGAGUAGGUGUGUCCAAACUUUUGACUGGAACUAUAUAUGUAGUGAAACAAUGUAUUAUUGAGUAGAACUUGUAAGGUAGUGAUGAAUACUUUAAUUUUUUUCAUGAGGUUGUGGCGAUAUACUGCCAUCUGGUGGCAACUAGAAACAAUUGCAUAAUACUAACUAUUACAAAUUGAUGGUCCUUGAAAAUAAAUAUUAGUGCUUGACAAAGUACUUGAAAGUCCUUGAAUUUGACUUGCCACUAUCUGUACUAACCCUAGUGUGUAUUGUCUUCCAGAUGACACCCCAGCAGUCUGUACAAAGCGUUGGCCCCUUCACCCCGCUGAACAAGGACAAAGACCCCAAGAGCCUAAAAAGAAAGAGGGGCCUAGACUACCUGUGUCGCAUCCCCUCUCCCCCUCCACUCUGCCCCCUGGGCACCAUGACCUUACCUUCGCCGUGCAUCAACAAGACCUUCAACCCCCCUCGCAGGGCCGAGACCCACCGGAUCCUAAAGACAUCUCUGGCCCCCGCUCCUCGGCAUGUCCACCCGCCCCUGGAGGAUGAGUGGGUGGAGGAUGAAGAGCUGGUCAUGAUUGACACUCAGGCCCUACACGAUGGCAUAGGGAUAGACACGUGACAGAGAAUGUAUUGGACUAUUAUUUUGAACGUUUCAGAAAACAUCAGCACAAAUUGGUGGCUGGUUAGUUUCUCCAGUCCACAUGUUGAAUUUGUGUGUUGGGAAUCCACCUGGAAAGAUGUAGUGCCAUUUGUAAGCUACAGGGGGGGGAACAAGCUCCAUUUAGAGAGGCUAACCAAGACGUGAUUGGUGCCAUGUGAAUGUUAACACUAGUAAAAUGUUGGAAAGUGAUCAUAUGGAGUUGAUGUGUUCGUAACAUCAGGCUGAAUCAAGUUAGGAUUUGGUCCAUCUUACCUUUUUGGGCCAAAGUAUUGACGCCAUCAAGGAGCCCAAGAAAAUGCAUCGGACAGAAAAUACUUGUCUUGGCGAACUCCUGAGCUUUUUUAGUGAGGCUGCUUCAGUGUUUUCUGAAAUGGCAUUAGAAGAACUGACACGAACUGUAUAAUAUGAAUGCAAAAAUACUGUAACAUUGUUGUCCUUGUGUUUAUGACCUCUUUUCGCUGACAUCUGCAUGUUCACAAUAAAUGUAAUAAUUUAUUAGUCAAUAUAAGGAUGUUGUGUAAUUUAUAAGCAGGAUUUUACUGGUGUGGUAAAACACUUAAACCGCAACCGCAGGUGGCGAUGUCGCUGCGAAACUGCCUCCAUUGUUUCACACAGACAGUCGGACUUCCUGUUAACUUCCGUAAACAAAAUGUUAGCUAGCUAAUUCAAAAUCAUGAAAAUGUAUUAUGAUAACAUGUAAUGCUUCAACUUCAUCACUUUAUGGUAAGUAGCUAAUUUAUUAGCAAAAUACCCAUAGGCAGCCGUCAAAGUUAUCAGUUAUCAAAAUAUUGCCAAGCGAUAACUUCGCAAGACUUGCUUUGACAUUGGCUAGCUUGCUAAUGUUUGUAGCUAUACUCCGUUGUAUACUCUUCGUUUCAUCUAGAUUGUAUAUUUUGAAUUGCUUUAUAAUAAUACAAAAAUAAGUUUGCUAAUGUUGGCUUGCUAGCCAUCUAUUUAGCGUUGUUUAGUUCGUUUUAAAGAAUAGCAGGUAUAGUUAAAGCUUGCUGCUGGUAAAUGAAGUGCAGCAAUAUUGUUUCUUUAAAAAGUAUCAACGUUUUGGCACUGAUUUCAGCUUCACUGCCAAGCUAACUUGCUAGCUAAGGAUUGCUAAUCAAACCCAUUAACUAUGAUGUGCAGUAGAGGGAUUUUUGAUUUGUCAUUGAGGUCUUGUCUUAUUACCUUCAUAGCAUGUUUAUUCAAAGGAUUUACCCCACCAUCUCGAUGUCUCAUGGAAAUGCGAACUCUGCAACUUCUCUCACUGGAAGAACUGGAGAACUGCUGGAGUGUUCAAAAGCGGAGACAAAUGGAGCCUUUGCAACAGACAGAGUGCUGCCAGUGAGAAUUAAUGGAGGUCCCGGCAUAAGAGGCAGAGAACCAGUUCUCAAAAAGCUGGGUACCAGCAGCGCUGCCUUCAUUGGACCUGUAUGUCGUCCUAAGGCAGUCCAGAGACCUCCCAAGCCGAAAAAAGUAAAGAGACCUUCUAAACCUAACAUUGAAGAGACACUGAAUGAGUUCUAUAAAGAGCUUGAGGAGAUUGAACCAAAAGACAGCGUUGAUGGUAGCAAGGCCAAAAAUGAAGGCUCAGUUGAAUUACUCAACGCUUAUAACCCACCACCUGCAAGAAAAUGGUCAAAUGCAAGCCAUGACCAUAACCAACCUAAUAACGCGCCUUGCCCACACUGGUAUGACAACAAGCCAUACCAGCCCAGGAGACUGAUGCCUAGGGGGCCCCGCUUUGGUCCCAACUCAGAUCACAAUAACUGGCAACCUCCGCCACCUUUCCGCACUCAGCCAUACCCCAGGUUCCACAGACCUCCCCACCGCUUCCCACCACCACCUCCCGCAGACCACCAAUAUCACCCUCAACGAGAGGGCUCCCAGCAGGUCCUACCUUUCCACAGGUUCCCUGUCCCUGAUGGGUACAGGAACUCUCCAGACAUGGAUGACAAUGGCUUUCCCCCACAGCACUCUAACAACCGAGACAGAGGGGGCUACGGUUGGAGUGACGACGAGUAUGAACAGCAGGGUAAUGACCAGCAAGGUUCUUCUAACUGGCAGCAGAGGUUUGACAGAGGACCUGAGCCACCUCAGCCAGAGGAUCAGCAUCAACCACCAGAAGAUACAACAUAUGACUAUGGUCCUUCUCUGGUUCUCAUUCUGAUGAGGGGAGCCCCGGGAUCUGGGAAAUCAACACUGGCCAGGUGUGUUUUUAUCAGGGAAACAUGGUUGGGUAACUAACAUGCUAUAAAGGGUUUAGAACAAGUAUAUGAACAGUUUAUGAAUCAGUAAUAAAACAGUUGUAAUUGGUUGAAAUUAUGUGAUUUUCUGUUUGACAAGCAUCAAAAUGACAAUCGCACAAUUUCAACCAAUGAGUCAUACGUUAACUAUUUACUGCUCAUGUUUAAAUGUAUUUGUCUCUAUUUUUAAAGCAUUUGUUUUGAGCCAUUGCAUGUGUGUUACUCUAGGGAACUGCUGUCGACAGGCUCCAGUGGGCUGGUUCUGAGUACAGAUGACUACUUCUCCCAGGAGGAAGGCUACCUCUACGACCCCAGUCUGCUGGGGGCAGCACACUAUUGGAACCAGAACAGAGGUUGGCUCUCAUAGCAGUGUCUUUACAAAUUCCAGUUUUUAUUUUAUUUUGAUAGUAGUUAUAAAUGAAGUCCAUCAUUGCUAUAGUUUUAAAAUAUAUUCCGAUUUUAUUGAACACCUAGAAUGAGAGAAUGACAGUAGGAAAGCUAGAAAGAGAUUGUGUCAAAGGUUAGUAGCCCUGAUUCAAACCUAUGCCAAUACUGUUGACGCAUGUUGGAAGCUGAGGCAUUGUUAGACCAGCCAGGCCACCAUCGUUGCUAUUAAUAUUAUAUAUUGUUUGAUUGGAUAUAGUGUUUUGUGAACAUGUAAAAAGGUGUAUAUAUUAAUAAUUUUACCUCAAUGCUUUAUAUUCUUUCAGCCGAAGAAGCGAUGUAUAAACGCUGUUCUCCUGUCAUUAUUGAUAACACAAACAUGCAAGCUUGGGAAAUGAAGCCAUAUGUUAAACUGGUAAGUUUUUAUCCUUUUAUAUUGUCUGGGUUGCAGACAGCAUUUUUCACUUAUCAAAAAUGUACCCAUUUGAUGUACAUUUUCAUGAAUAUGAUGAAUACUUAUUUCUCACCAUGCAGGCCUUGGAGAGAGGAUACAGUAUCAACUUUCAUGAGCCUCACACCAGCUGGAAAUUUGAUCCCAUCGAGUUAGAGAAGUAAGUCUGUCCAUGAUUGUCUGCAUUAAAAGAUACCUGUACUAAUGUCAUGUAAGAUACCAUGCCCAUUUAUUUGGAGAAUAUACGUUGUACAAAUUAUAUAAGGUACAUCGAGGGGCGUUCACUCACUGCUCUAGAAAGCAGGGGAAAACGGGUCAAUUUAAGAGGGUGCUACUAAAUUAAUGUCAACGUAGUUAUCUUUGCCCCAUGUCGUCAUAAAUCAUAUACAAUUAUUCAUUAGAUUAUUCUCUACAAUAUUGUAACCUUAAUAUGCUUGUACUUAACAGUGAUUAAAUAAGAAAGUUAGUUUUUUGUGACCGUUGCCAAUUUAGACUGUGCUGCUCUUGGUUGUGUCGCUUUCAUUUUCGGCGUUGGGAUGUCGUAACAUUUGGAGGCGUUUCCACGCUUUGGACCAAUCAAAAUCAACUUGAUACCCUCGUCAGUUUCAUCUCCAGAUCAUUGGCUUUCAUUGGCUAUAACCACGAUCAAUCUAUAUUGAGGGGCCGUUUCUAUGUCGAUUUAAACGCCCACACCAGCAGAAAUCCAAUUUUCUAGCUGAAAGACGAUGGCCAGAAUUUACCCAUGAUGUUGUACAACGAUUUAAAAAUAUAUAUCUGACCAUUUUAUAAAUGGUGUAAAUGCGUGAUAUGAUUGAAUUUUGUAACCUCGCUCCCCCCAUCGCCCCAAGACCAAUGGUUUUGAUGACUAAAGAUUUGCUUCACUACAUGCUCAGUUCCACUGCUUUGAUUGUGUCUAUCCUAUAAUGAAAAGCCACCCGCGAAAGAAAAUUCAAGGAACUUGUUUAUCUACACUACAUGACCAAAAGUAUUUGGACACCUGCUCCUCGAACAUCUAAUUCCAAAAUCAUGGGCGUUAAUAUGGAGUUGGUCCCCCCCCUUUUCUGCUAUAACAGCCUCCGUCCUUCUGGGAAGGCUUUCCCCUAGAUGUUGGAACAUUGCUGCAAGGAAGUGCUUCCAUUCAGCCACAAGAGCAAUGGUGAGGUCGGGCACUGAUGUUGGGCGUUUAGGCCAGGCACGCAGUCGGCGUUCCAAUUCAUCCCAAAGGUGUUCAAUGGGGUUGAGGUUAGGGCUCUGUGCAGGCCAGUCAAGUUCUUCCACACUGAUCUCGACAAACCAUUUCUGUAUGGACCUCGCUUUGUGCAUAGGGGUAUUAUCAUGCUGAAACAGGAAAGGGCCUGCCCCAAACUGUUGCCACAAAGUUGGAAGCACAGAAUUGUCUAGAAUGUCACUGUAUGCUGUAGCGUUAAUAUGUCCCAUCACUGGAACUAAGGGGCAUAGCCCGAACCAUGAAAAACAGCCCCAGACCAUUAUUCCUCCUCCACCAAACUGUACAGUUGGCACUAUGCAUUCGGGCAGGUAGCAACAUCAGCACAAAAACGGUUAGUCGGGAGCUUCAUUAAAUAGGUUUCCAUGGCCCAGCAGCCACAGGCAAGCCUAAGAUCACCAUGCGCAAUGCAAAGCGUCGGCUGGAGUGGUGUAAAGCUCGCCGCCAUUGGACUCUGGAGCAUUGGAAACGUGUUCUCUGGCGUGAUGAAUCAUGCUUAACCAUCUGGCAGUCUGACGGACGAAUCUGGGUUUGGCGGAUGCCAGGAGAACGAUACCUGCCCGACUGCAUAGUGCCAACUGUCCACAUACUUUUGGUCAUGUAGUGUAUUUUUUAUAAACCUUCAAUGAAAGACUCAUUUUAUAUGUGAACACCCUAAUACAUUGCCUGUAUUUGAUAUUUUUUGCAUGAAGACAUAUUUAUAGAACAACAAAUACAAUGUUUCUCCUCCCCUCCAGGAGAAACAAGCACAGUGUGUCUAGGGAGAAGAUUGGGCAGAUGCUGGAGCGGUUUGAGCUGCCCAUGUCCCUGGACAUUGUGAUGAACUCCCAGGAGCCUUUUAGACCCACAAGACAUCCCUAACAGCAGCAGAGACACCGUAGGACCACUAGUCCUUAUGUCCUGGGGUUGUAUUCAUCAGUGCACACCGUAGCAAAACGUUCUGCACUGUAGCAAAAUGUUUUGCAAAGGAAAACAAAAAUAAGUUUCUUAUUGGACAAGUUUAAGUAGUCUCUGCUUCAUAUUUGUACAUUUUUGUCAUAAAAAAUUAAAUGGGUAUUGUGUUCUUCCAAUCUAAUUCUGCAUGUUGGAGGAUUUACCAUAUUCAUAUGUAAUACCGUUCUUGUGGUAUGCAUCUAUCAAUGGUGAAAUGCAAGGAUCAUUCCACUUUGUGAAAAUUAUUGGAUGUUUGCUUUUACCAAAGUAGGCCCACCUGCAGGGGUCACUAUUAGACCACUUCAAUUUGUCAUUCGGCACCACUGUCUAGCCUGACGACUCUAACUGAAUUCUUCCGCUGCUCUGUCGAGAACAAACUAACAUCCGUGGGCGUGGCAUUGUUUGGCCAGAGCAAAACCGACUAUCAAAAACUUAACCCUAACCUAAUUUUAAUACAUUCUGAAAUUAAAUAUCGGUUUGGGCGUUAGGCGUGUCCUUAUAGCCUUUUCCAGUGUGGGUCGCCAGGCAAACCACUCAACACUGGAUUGGUGCAGCUAUGGACAAAUUGGCGCCAUUAUGAAACUUAGAGGAGGAUCACAGUGGGAGAGGGAAAGACGAUUGGCUACAAUUCAUCAAAUAAGGUAGUAUUUAAUUAAAACCCGAUUUAUCAAUUUGAGUAUUGUAUUCCAACAAGGCAUGAAGUCGAUUUUGUACUCCAACGAAGAGGCGACAGAUACAUUUAAAUUGCUAUGAUUCAAAGGAAUGAUUUGUAAUCCAUCUGAUUGCGGUGGCUUGCCGGCCUAGGCCUAGCUUGCUUGCUUGCUCCCACUGUCCAGCCAGAUAGCUAGCGUGCGUGUGACUGCAGUGUUAUUAUUGAAUUGCUUCAGAUUUGCCAGCUAGCCUAGUUCCUCGCCACAUACAACACAAUCAUUGAGUCGUCGCUAGGUAGAAGCUAGCUAGCUGAAUAAGAAUAGCCUGGUCAAUGGUAUGGCGUUUGUCUAACCAUAAUAAUCAGACAAAGACGUUCAUUACGUCUCUAGUUGGAACCGUGCUAUGCCAGAAUGUUGACACCGCGAAGCCUGCGCGAGAACUCUGUCUAGGAAAAUGUACAGUGGGGAAAAAAAGUAUUU
This is a messenger RNA of Coregonus sp. 'balchen', 30285 nucleotides long. NCBI's taxonomy places the organism in Eukaryota, Metazoa, Chordata, Actinopteri, Salmoniformes, Salmonidae. The record is from the annotation of a GenBank genome assembly.